Molecule: messenger RNA, 1259 nt
Organism: Fusarium oxysporum Fo47
Lineage: Eukaryota; Fungi; Ascomycota; Sordariomycetes; Hypocreales; Nectriaceae
Exons: 2
Coding region: 282-974 (230 amino acids)
Molecular function (GO): protein dimerization activity
Source: RefSeq, a predicted model, not a curated record
GUUGUUUUCGACAUUAAAAUCAAUAACAGAUUAAUCUGCCUCGGAACAGAUUGUACAAAUUCUUUCCUCAACUAAACCAUCAAUUUGCCAACUACCCACUGUAGUCUCUGGUGGCCGCUUUGGAGAUUAGCAGUACCUCCUACACUCUUCCACAAAGCCUUGAUUACCAUCAACCCCGCGUAGGUUAUCUCUUACAUAUUUGUACCAUGUUCUCACCCCCUGGUCUACCCGACACUGUUCCACUUUAGCUCUCCAUCAUACCACCCUUGUCGACCAACAAUAUGAACUACAGACUGGCUCAGACUCAUCAGAUGCCUCUUGAACUUGCACCCGAGCAAGUUACUGCUCAAAGCCUCCCCUGGGACAUGGAUGAGUACUUAUCUUCCGAGUAUUUCUCCAACACGUCCAGCUCACCCGAGCUUGCUGAUUAUGUGCAAGCUGGUUACCCCUUCAACUACGUGCCGAGCUCUGAUGCAGCACCCAGCCACGACGCCGACAUGCAAUCCCCGACCAACAGAACGAACGAAUGUUCUACUACAACAAUACAACAGAGCCAGUUGUCAACACAAAUGGUUCAGGCCCCAUUGGUGUCCGAGGUUCAACUCCGAGAAGCAUCACACAAGCCCAAAAGCCGCAAAUACCAGGUGCCUUCAAACACGACAGCACACAUCCGAGAAUGCCACCACCUUGCCGAGAAGCAGUACCGCACUCGGCUCAAGUCGCAGUUCGAGAGUCUUCUAGCGGUGCUGCCAGCGUCAAAAACACGCACCCUAGCUGAUAGAGACAGCAUGCCAAGCUCAGGGCAGGUCUUGAGCAGGGGCCAAGUACUAGAUCUUGCGCGAGGGCGUAUUCUGGAGCUGGAAGAAGAGAUUGAAAUCUUGAUAAGUGCCACGUCUAAUGGCUAUAUUCAGGCAGGUGAUAACCACAGCUUCGACGGACCCAUGACUGUAUCACUUUCCCAUCCAAUUCUUUAGCAGGCAGAGUUGUGAGAAAAACUAAAACAGCCUUUAACUCCUAUAAUCUAUACUUAACUAUAACUGGAAGUCUAUUCUUCAACUAUUUAACCUAGAGUCACUGUUCUUUCAACUACACAACCUGCCUCCCAGAAAUCCUUGAGUACAUAACAACAAGCAGCCCUAUAUGUAACCCCAUUAUCUGUAUUUAAGACCCAGAGAACGUUGAAAAACUCAUAUACCAUUCCAUCUUGAUAAUCUCCUGCUGAACACUGAAUCUGAUUCUCGUAUUACUACUGCAACGAC